Messenger RNA from Elaeis guineensis (African oil palm), 676 nucleotides. Lineage: Eukaryota; Viridiplantae; Streptophyta; Magnoliopsida; Arecales; Arecaceae. The record is from RefSeq and is a predicted model, not a curated record.
AAGGGAGUCCCGGAACGGGGAAAAGAUUCCGCAAGGCCACCGAAAGUCGACGAAUAAAGAAAGCGAACUGUACUCUUUAAUUUCGAGUAGGAGAUCUAGCAAACAGGGAGGGAGCGCCGCCGAUGGCGAAGAAGGCGAAGAGGACGACGACGUCGGAUGACACCAGUGGAGGCGACGGCGGAUUCCCCUGGUCGACGACGGCCCUGACGGCGCCGACGGCUGGGGCGGUGGCCCUGUUCGCGCUCCUGGUGCGCGUGAUGGUCUCGGUGGGGCCCUACUCCGGCGAGGGGACGCCGCCCAAGUACGGCGACUACGAGGCGCAGCGGCACUGGAUGGAGAUCACCCUCCACACCCCGGCCUCGGAGUGGUACCGCAACACCUCCGCCAACGACCUCGCCUAUUGGGGCCUCGAUUACCCCCCUCUCACCGCAUACCAGAGCCUCGGCCACGGCCUGCUCCUCAACACCUCCCUCCCCGAUGCCGUUGCCCUCUCCCUGUCCCGUGGUUUCGAGUCCCCGGUCUUGAAGCUGCUGAUGAGGUGGACGGUGCUGUCGUCGGACUUGCUCCUCUUCUUUCCGGCUGCUCUCUACUUUGUUUGGGUUUAUUGUCGUCGUAAUGUCGGUGGUGAUAAAGAAGGAAGGUCGGCGCCAUGGCUGCUUGCCAUGAUUCUGCUCAA